Molecule: messenger RNA, 1158 nt
Organism: Penicillium digitatum Pd1
Lineage: Eukaryota; Fungi; Ascomycota; Eurotiomycetes; Eurotiales; Aspergillaceae
Product: alanine--glyoxylate transaminase
Cellular component (GO): peroxisome
Molecular function (GO): L-serine:pyruvate transaminase activity; L-alanine:glyoxylate transaminase activity
Source: RefSeq, a predicted model, not a curated record
AUGUCUACUCAAACCCCUCACAAUACUCUCCUGAUCCCAGGACCCAUCGAAUUCGACGAUGCCGUCCUUCAGUCUAUGUCCCACUUUGCCGAGAGCCACGUCGCUCCCGGCUUCGUCAAGGUCUUCGGCGAGACCCUGACUCUCGUCCGCAAGCUCUUCCAAUCCACCAACCCCACCGCGCAGCCCUUCAUCAUCUCUGGGAGCGGUACACUGGGCUGGGAUCUUGUCUCCGCCAACCUGAUCGAACGCGGCGAGAACGCCCUAGUUCUCAACACCGGCUACUUCGGUGACUCUUUCGGCCAAUGUCUCGAGACGUACGGCGCCAACGUCACACACCUCAAGGCUCCCAUCGGCGAUCGCACUCCGCUCGAGGAAGUGGAGGCAGCCCUAAAGGAGAAGUCAUACAAACUGAUCACCCUCACACACGUCGACACAUCGACCGGCGUGCUCUCUGACGUCAAGGGUGUGGCACAAUUGGUGCGCCGCGUCAGCCCAGACACUCUCGUGGUCGUGGACGGCGUGUGUAGUGUCGGCUCGGAGGAGAUCGCCUUUGAUGAGUGGGACCUCGAUGCGGUCCUCACAGCUUCUCAGAAGGCUAUUGGCUGCCCGCCCGGUCUCAGCAUCGUGAUGACAUCCGGUCGCGCCAUCCACGCCGCUCAGUCGCGCAAGACCCCUCCCGGCGCUUACUACGCCUCUAUCGCCAACUGGCUUCCCAUCAUGCAGAACUACGAGAACAACAAGCCCUCUUACUUCGCUACCCCUCCCACCCAGCUUGUCCAUGCUCUGCACACCACCCUCACCCAGAUUACCACCGAUGUCCCCGGCCGCUUCGCUAUCCACACUGAAGUCUCAGAGAAGGUUAAGGCUGCCGCUGCCGAACUUGGUCUCAAGCAGCUCGCUUCUCGCCCUGAAUGUCAAGCUCACGGUAUGACAGCCAUGUACUUGCCUGAGGGUCUGGUCCCGGCCGAUAUCCUGCCUGGUCUGCUUAAGCGUGGUGUCAUCUUUGCAGCUGGUCUGCACAAGGAGAUUGCUACUAGGUACAUCCGUUUCGGCCACAUGGGUAUCAGUGUUACUGAUCCCAAGCGUGGCGAUGUUGACAAAGCCCUGGCGGCGCUCAAGGAGGCUCUGGCUGAAGCCAAGCAGGCCAAGGGUCUGUAA